CGGCGCCGGCAGUGCUGCCCCGGACCGCGCCACAGACGGACGACGCGACUCGCGGCUAUCGUAGCGCCCUCCGGAUUUCGAAACAGUCGAGUGUCAGUGAUAACUUUGAUACGGAUUCGCCAAUCGCCAGCGUCGACGCUCGACUUGAUAAGAAGGUAGCUAGUCGAGUUCGGAAUCGAAAAUUUUCAGAGUGCAACACGGGAUUCUGUUUCUAUAAUUACAUUACCCUUGUGUGAGUGAGUGCGAUGAGGCCGAAGGACGAAACGGACGCGAAAGUCCAGACAGGGACUUUCAUCCUGUCGGAGAAGAUCGACGACACCAAGUCGAGGAAGAACGAGAAGGAUUUGAAGAAGGAGAUGAAGCGCUUGGAGAAGGAAAAGCAGGAGCGCGAAAAGCGCGAUAAAAAGGCUCGAGAAAAGGAAAAGGAACGUGAGAAACAAGCUAAGAAAGGCAAGGUGGUGUGCGGCGCAUGCGGCGGAAAAUGCAGCGGAGAAGUUCUGCGCGUGUCAGACAAAUACUUCCACACGGCGUGCUUCACGUGUCGCUCGUGCUCGGCGUCGCUCGCCAGAGGCGGCUUCUUCUGCAAGGACGGUCACUACUACUGCCCGCAGGAUUAUCAGCGUGCGUUCGGCACGAGAUGCGCGGCGUGUGGACAGUACGUGGAGGGCGAGGUCGUGUCUGCGCUCGGGAACACCUAUCACCAGAAAUGCUUCACAUGUGGGAGAUGCAAACGCGCGUUCCCAUCAGGCGAGAAAGUAACUUACACGGGCGCGGAGGUCGUCUGCUCCUCCUGCGUGGCCGCGCCCGUCCAGCGGCAGACGGCGCGCGCCGCCGCCUCGCCCUCGCCGGCGCCCGCGCCCGCGCCCGCGCCCGCGCCGGCCCCCGCGCCCGCGCCGCCGACCCGCGCGCGCGCCGACACGGCGCCUCGGCAGCCGCGGCCCGCGUCGGCGGACCGGGUCGAUCGCGCCGAACUGCGCGCCGACCCCGAGCGCGUCGUCGACCAGAAUGGUGAUCAAGAAAGAUAUGAAUGCGCGGGCUGCGGUCAGGAGCUGUCUGAAGGACAGGCGUUGGUGGCGUUAGACAGACAAUGGCACACGUGGUGCUUCUCGUGCGGCGCGUGCGGCUGCGUGCUGCAAGGGGAGUAUAUGGGCCGCGGUGGCACGCCAUAUUGCGAGCGCGACUACCAGCGUUUGUUCGGCGUGCGCUGCGCGUACUGCAACCGGUACAUCGCGGGCAAGGUACUGCAAGCGGGCGAAAACCACCACUUCCAUCCAACGUGCGCGCGCUGUUCUAAAUGUGGCGACCCGUUCGGAGACGGCGAGGAAAUGUUCCUUCAGGGCGCAGCAAUCUGGCACCCUCGUUGCGGCCCCGCGCCGCGCGACCCCGCCGACCCCGACCACGACCCUGAGCGAGCUUCUUCUGAGCUACAGUUCUCGCUGCGCUCGCGCACGCCCAGCGUCAACGGCUCCUACUGCAGCCCCUACAGUAGCCUGACCAGGAAGUACGGCUCCCGCGCGGUCUCCCCCGGACUAAUCCUCCGCGAGUACCGCGGCGCGGGCACGCUGUCCCCCGCCAGGAUCACCACCUACAGCUACCUCGCCGGCGAGCCCGGCUACCUGCGGCGCCCCCUGCAGCCCUACGACCGCGCGCCCGCCUCGCCGCACUUCCACCGCCCGCCGUCGAGUGCAAGCACACGAGCCAGCAGUCGCGCCGGCAGCAAGGCAUCUUCCAGACCAGGGAUGAGGGUGCUGGUGGACUCCAUACGCAGCGAGACACCGCGGCCAAAAUCGCCUCAUAUGAACAACGAGGAGCCCAUCGAGUUGUCGCACUACCCCGCGGCGUUCAAGCCCCUGCCCGGCACGCAGCCCAAGAUAGAGCGGGACGACUUCCCCGCGCCGCCCUACCCUUACACCGACCCAGAGAGGAGACGUCGCUGGUCAGACACCUACAAAGGCGUUCCGGACAGCGACGAAGAGGAGACCAAGGUGAACGGCGUCAACGGCCACGGUCCGGGGGGGAAAAAUGGCACCCAGGAACCCCGCGACCCGCAGCUGCGCAGGGAGCAUCAGGAGCUCGCUAAAAUUGACUCUGGCAUCGCACAGGUAUUCUUGAAAGAAGUUAAAGAGCGGGAGAAGAUGCAACAGUGGAAGAAACAAAAUCUAGAUCCUCGUAAUGCAAGCAGGACGCCGAGCGCCAUGCGCGAGCCGCCGUACCGGCUGCGGUACUCGUCCCCGGUCGGCGCCUCGCCCUCGCGCCAGCUCGACCACGCGCGCCCCGACUCCGAGCCCUACUACACGCACACCUCGCACUCGCACAUACCCAGCUACAACGUAAUGCACGCGGCGCCGCGGCCCGGCUACGGCCUGCGCUCCAACACGCUGCCCGCCACCAACGGACAUGGCGACUUCACAUUCAGCGGCAUGGGCGACAAGACGCAUAGCACGGACUUCUCCAGCGGCAAGUCAGACAUUUCUGCCGGGUCCAUUACUGACGUGGACAGAAGUGCUAUGUACACACACUCGGGCCACUUGGGCGCCGCGCCCGCGCCCGCACGCGGUAGUGGGGGGGGCGGGGGUGGGGGGGGCGUGCGGCGCUCGCUGCCCAACAUGGCCACCGGACACCUCCUGCACGAGCCCGCCAAGCUCUACCCCUACCAUCUGCUGCUCAUCACCAACUACCGCCUGCCGCCCGACGUCGACCGCCUCAACCUAGAGAGGCACCUGUCGGACGUGGAGUUCGAGGCGUUCCUGCAGUGCGGGCGGCAGGAGUUCUACCGCCUGCCGCAGUGGCGCCGCAACGAGCUCAAGCGCCGAGCCCGGCUCUUCUGAACACCAUACCUCCCCCCCCCCCCCCCACCCCCACGCAAGCACCAGAGUAGUGUGGCUCCGGUCGCCGUGUGCUAACAGAUAAUCAUAAAAACUAGUAUUAUCUACCGCUUUAAAAAAAAUAGUAUUUCAAAUUGUGCCGCAAUGAGCUCAAGUGACGCGUGAGGAUUAUCUGAACACCGUCUAUGCACUCUUUAAUACAGGUUCAGUGUAAUAGUCCGGUUGCUUUAUUUAUCAUUUAUCUCUAUAUACAGAGGCAGCAUCAUUUAUCUCUAUUUAUAAUAAUGGGUAUUUCAAAAUGGCGCCACGACGAGCUCGAGCGGCGCGAAAGGCUCUUUUAAACACACAUUCUGAACCCUAUGCGUAUGCACGCUUUGAAUAAACUAUUUGCAGUACGUUACUCCGGUCGCCGUGUGUUAGAUCAUACAAACGGACGUAACCUUCCCCUUGCACGAGAGCGCCGCGACAUCUCGCGAGCGAAAUAGACAACUCGUCUGUCUUUUAUACAGUAAAAAAAACAGGGGUACAACAUUAUUUUGAGACUGAUACAAAAAUCACUGCAUGCGGCGACCGGAGCACUGUAAUAUAACAAUUUUGCUUACACGUUCACAUAAUAUGAAGAAAAAUGAACAACUUACAACCGCAAAAUAAAUCUACGUGUAGAAAUUGUGUUGGACGUGUAGUAUCUAUAUGUAUUGCAGGGGUCACCAAAAUGCGAAUCCGGACCGCCGACGUUUUUUAUUUUUUUGCUUAUUUAAUAAACUCAAUGAGAAACGGACGGCGGAUGAUCAUUUUAUUCUAAGAACCGGACCCCUGAAGAAACUAAUUUGUGUCCCUGAUGUAUUGGAUUUACUAUGUCAAAAUAGAGAAAAAAAAUGACCUGCAUAAUUAAACAUAAGUCGUGUUUCUUUAAUUUUAAACGAUGUUGCUGUUUUACAAAUGUAUCAAUGUAUACACUUUAGUAAAUCGAUUAUAUGAUCGAUUCUGCGAGCCGAUUCGUAUUUUAUUAUAGGACGAUUGAUUUGAUAUUAUUUUUUAAUUCGCGGAUAAUCUACAAUAUGCAAAAUAUCGCAUAAUAUUUCGACCGAGUCGUUUUUAACGCAAUAACUUCACUAUUAACGCGUCGUCGGUCGAGCAUUUUAUUUAUUAAUUAUAAUAAUGAUAUUAUAAUAACUUUACACAUAAUAAUAUAUUUGUUUAGUAUGUGUAAGCGUGUGUCAGCUCAUAGAGUUGUAUCGAGGCGCCCGGCGCGCCUUCAUUCUGGAUACUUCUAGAAUUAUCUAGAACUUGAUAUAUUUAGGCUUUGAUUGUAUAAUAUAAUGUAACUUACAAGAGACAAAUAAAUAAUCAAGAAUUGUUAUUAUAUAUCACCUCGCAAAGUUAAGUUUGCGUCACUUUAGCGAGUUCUCAGUUCCAUAUAUUGUGUAGCGAUAGGACCUACGCUUAUAAUACAAUGCCAUCUACACCCACAUUAGAAUCGAAACUCUGUAUAAAGAAUACCAGUCUGUAUUAUUUAAUUGUCUCUGCUUACGACAUGAUUUUGGUCGAAAGUUCACUUAUUGUAAAGGCGGUUCUAGAGGCGUUUCGACCACUAUUUUGAUGAAUUGAAUAGAAGCAUAAUCUUAGUCGGUGGUGUCACUCCUGUAGAAUCGCCUAACAAAUGCGAGGUGGCCAUUUUUGACGCCAAAAAAAAACUGCAUUUUGUUGCAACGAAUUAUUACAUACAUUACAUAGUAUUACAAAUACAUUAAUGUAACCUUCAAAAUACCGUUUUCUCAGAGAUUUAUUUUAUAAGAUUUGUGAUUUGUCGUUUAAUCAUUUUGUCAAAUCGAUCCCUUUAAUAAGGUAUAUUUCAAAAUAAAUAAAUUUUGUGAUGUAGAUGUAUGUGCAAUUAUUGUAAUUAAUAUCUUUGAGUGCAACAAAAUGAAUCCGUGGACGUAUUAGGUGUCUCAAAAUGGCCGCCUCGCGCCCGGCGCCGGCGCGGCACCGAGUGCCGAGUGCCCGGUGUCCGGGUGUCCGGGUGUCCCGGUGUCCCGGUGUCCGGGUGUCCGGGGUUGCGGUUGACGUACGAUGCCUUUAUAAAUGGAAAUAAUAUAUAUGCGAGUCUUUAUUUUAGUGAGAACCAAAUAUAUUAUAUGUAAGAUUAUAUUUUCGUUAGUUUUAGUCGGGGACGUAGUCGUAAGCGUACGCUUCGCUAGGAAGUUUUCUAGUUUAUUAUAUUUUAGUGUAGGCGUAGGGCUAGGGUGUCGGCUUGUGCGCUUGUGUGUGUGACGAGGUGCUAUCUUACGGGCGGCGGGCGGCGAGCGAAGCGAGGGGCUUUAGAGGCGUUUUUACGCUGUCCGAUCCGAUCCGAUGUCGGAUGACUCUUACAGAAAGCAGAAAGAGAGUGCCUCGUGGCAUCAAGUCCUUGUAUUUCUGCAUUAAGGCUUUCUCUUGAAUAAUAAACGAUUUGACGAAUAAAUCGCUACAAAAAAUAGCAUUUUUUUACAUUUUACUUCGCAAAGCAAAUAGCAUUUUUAUUUUAUUUUUUAGGUCGUAUCCGACAUCCGAUAUAGGAUCGGAUAAAGUGAAAAUGCUCUUACACAUUUUAUUAAUUAUUUAACGUUUGGUAAUCGUGGUAAAGGAAAGCAGCUGAGAAUAUACACUCUCCUACGCUUAGCGUUUUGACGCUAAAUGAAGAGAUGGGUGUAUAUUUUUAAUUACUUUUUAGUUAUUGCCGCGAUUGACUCGGGUUAUAAUUAUACUUUAAAAAAUAUAUGUUGUAAACUGUAAAAAACCAACACACUCAUUUUACCGUUCAAAAUGUACUAAAUAAAUAGAAAGUAUAUGAAUAAUUUUACGAAUUAAAAUAAACAGAUUGCAGCUUGUUGAAAUGCUAGGCAGCUUCAUUUUUACAACUUUAACUAGAAUACCUAUAUAUAAAUUUCAAUUAAUUUAAGUCCUCGACAAAACAUCUAAAACACUGAAACUAAACACGGAACGGACACUGAAGCACUGAGGCGAUACGUUUCCGAUGUCAGUGUUACAGCGCAACUUACCGUUAGAACAAUAUUAUUUAAAUCAAUUCUAUGAGAAAAGAACCGAAGUGUAAGAAAAAGUGUAUACAUAUUAAUGACCUUGACACUCCGCGCUGAAGCCCGCCCAGUCGCCGUUACAGCUUUUCGUAUAUUUCCAAAAUAUGUAUUAUGUUCCUAAGAUAGGAUUACUCCUAAUAGUUACCGCCCUAGCCGAAUAUGAACCUUGUUUCAACGAUUCAAAGUUCACAAUCGUAUGGCGGCGGUAACUACUGGGAUCAACCCUUAACGGUCUCCCCACACCUAUCGACGCGUAAUCGGUAAAACCCGUCAGAAAAAAGCUUUACGUCACGCAAUAACAGCAAAAACGGCCGACGCCUUACGACGCGACGACGCCUUUUUCUCGACGUUGACGAAAGCUUUGUUUUUGUCUAUUGCCGAUUCUGCGUCGAUACGCGUGGAAAGACCCUAAAACAUCUAAACGAGUGUGUGUGUGAGCCAAAUGUCCUGACGUCAUUGUUGUUAAUUUUAUUGUAAGCAGCUUUCCACGGUUGCGACAUAAUUUAUUUUUAAAAAGUAGUUUUUUUUUAAUUGACGGCUUGGACGGCUAGGUAAGGGAUAAGGUUAGAUAGCUUACAAAUUGAAUCGCCUAAUUUUGUUACCAAUUCUUUCCACAGUUGCGACCGCUGCCGGAAUACCGGUUUUUAUUCCAAUUUUUAUACAAUGUCUUUCGGCACUCACUAUACCUUAGUUUCAAGAAAUAUUAUAUCUGAUUAAUUA
Cydia strobilella is the source of this 6619-nucleotide messenger RNA. It is a transcript of the gene Unc-115a, whose product is annotated as actin-binding LIM protein 3. The coding region runs from base 246 to 2828 and encodes 860 amino acids. Gene Ontology annotation, cellular component: actin cytoskeleton. The record is from RefSeq and is a predicted model, not a curated record. Gene Ontology annotation, molecular function: actin filament binding. The transcript is spliced from 20 exons. Gene Ontology annotation, biological process: cytoskeleton organization; lamellipodium assembly. Lineage: Eukaryota; Metazoa; Arthropoda; Insecta; Lepidoptera; Tortricidae.